Penicillium macrosclerotiorum is the source of this 501-nucleotide messenger RNA. RefSeq lists its product as uncharacterized. The record is from RefSeq and is a predicted model, not a curated record. The coding region runs from base 1 to 501 and encodes 166 amino acids. Lineage: Eukaryota; Fungi; Ascomycota; Eurotiomycetes; Eurotiales; Aspergillaceae. The transcript is spliced from 3 exons.
AUGCAUCUUCCAUCAGUUUUCACUUCCCUUGCGACCCUGCUCACCAUUACGGCUGCCGUUCCCGUAGUAGCCCAAAACACUACACCAAGGCCCACACCUACAAAAGCUGCUAUACCGUCACCAAUCUUCUCAUCCAUUGCUACUCCAUCUAUGACCCCCGUCGGAGCCUAUCAAUGCCCGCAAAAGCAAUUCAAGCAAUGCUGCAUGUCUCUCGAACAGACAUCCCGGACGAUCGUCCACGGCCUAGGCGAGCUUGUUCCUGUCCUGAGUGGAGUCCAACUCAGCUCCGCAAUUUCAUUCCAAUGCAAACCUAUGGAAGAUAGCGUUUCCCCCAACGCAUGCAAUGACGAAGGAUACGGACCUAUGUGCUGCGCAAGCAGUGGCUCGAGCGGCGCUGUCAACACAUGCAAGCCCUUUGCGCAGGCAAAGGAAGAAUAUUACCGCUCCUUCGGAUUCCAGGACGAGAGCCAGGCUGACUAUAUUAAUGAUGUUUUAUCAUAA